Messenger RNA from Ipomoea triloba (trilobed morning glory), 531 nucleotides. RefSeq lists its product as uncharacterized. The record is from RefSeq and is a predicted model, not a curated record. Lineage: Eukaryota; Viridiplantae; Streptophyta; Magnoliopsida; Solanales; Convolvulaceae. The coding region runs from base 1 to 531 and encodes 176 amino acids. The transcript has a single exon.
AUGGGUGACUUUAACGAUUUGCUUGAUCCUAGGGAUAAGGUCGGUAGGAUUGCUUAUCCCGGUUUCUUAUUACGGGGUUUUCAAGGGGCGGUGAGGGAUUCUAGAUUGGUGGAUUUUCCUUUUGGAGGGUAUCAGUAUACUUGGGAGAGAGGGAGCGGGUCAAAGGGUUGGGUUCAGGAGAAAUUGGACCGUAUUUUAGUUGGGAAUGAGUGGGGUGGGCUGUUUCGAGGUGCUACUGCUACUUCCCUUCAAUGUGUUGGGAGUGACCAUCUACCCCUUUUGCUGACUCCAAAUCAGGUUCAGUGGCGGGGGCGUAAGCGGUUGUUUCGGUGUGAACAAACUUGGAUUUCCGAGAGAGGGUGUCGGGAGGUGGUAGAGUCUGCCUGGGAGGGAGACAUCGCUCGUAAUAUUGAUGGUAAGAUUGCAAUGUGUGGGGUUCGGUUAGGAGCAUGGGGAGGGAGACGGCGUAGAGAAUUUCGGAAGGAGAUUGAAUGGUGGGGGGCGUUUGGGCAGUUUGAGAGGGCGUGGUGA